Molecule: messenger RNA, 4026 nt
Organism: Podarcis raffonei (Aeolian wall lizard)
Lineage: Eukaryota; Metazoa; Chordata; Lepidosauria; Squamata; Lacertidae
Product: KIAA1958 ortholog
Exons: 3
Coding region: 129-2315 (728 amino acids)
Source: RefSeq, a predicted model, not a curated record
GGCCAGGAGCGCAACCGCGCCAUUCAAUAUCACGAAUAGAGCACCGGCUCCUCCCGCCCCUCGCGACACGCGCGCCCCGCAUUCCUAUGGACAGGCACGUGCAGGAACAGAGCUGUUGAGCCUGCACCAUGGAGGACUGCCUUCACACUUCUUCCGAAAACCUUUCCAAGCUGGUCAGCUGGGCCCACAGCCACGGGACCAUAUGCACCCUCAUUCCAAAUCUGAAGCACCUUCUUUCAGAGGGCUCACAUGGCAACCUGACAGCUAUGUGGGGCUGCAGCGCAGGCCAUGCCUAUCACUGGCCCCUGACGGCAACCUGUAGAGCAGGCUCGCAGGAAAGAGUAUGUUUCCAGGACAACAGGAGCUUCAACUCGGACAGCCCCAGCCUCAUGGGCAUGCCCUCGGACACACAAGCCAGCCCAGUGGAACGCUACUCUGGGAGGCCAGGGAAAGCAAAGUUGGACUGCAACAGAACCAGAGAGUCCUGUGAUUUCUCUUACUGCAGUGAGCCCUCAGAGUUAGACGAAACCGUGGAGGAAUAUGAAGAUGAAGCUACUCUUUUUGACAUGGUCUGUGAGUCCUCGGUGACAGAUGAAGAUAGCGACUUUGAACCUCACCCUCAAAGAUCUCAGACCAAUUCCCGCAAAAGGCCAGCCCCGGGCGCCACCUCCUCGUUCCAUCCAGGCUCCCAUUCUCAGGUCGUCGACGAGAACAGCAGCAAUGUGUCCGUCAAAAAAAUCAAGCAAGAACUUCCCGAGGAUUAUUACAUUGUGGCUAACGCAGAGAUCACCGGCGGCAUCGACGGCCCUGCGUUGUCCUUAACACAGAUGUCGAAACCCAAAGCUCACCCAGCAGCCUCCUACCCUGUGCCAUCUAAAUCCACCCCUCAUUCGCCACCUUCACUCAUUGCUGAAUAUGAGUUGCAGAACAUCUCUGCCUCCUCCCAGAAGCCUCCCAAAGUAACUCUGGCUUCUCCAAGUAAAGGGCCUGGUAGCAGCCUGGCCGCCAACCCUCAGGCAGCCCUGCAGAUGCCUGCCAGCACUUCCAAUGCUGGCAAGCCGUUAAGCAUUCCUUUAUCAGCCUUGCAACUCCCUGGGCAAGAGGAGCAAGCAGCCUCAGAAGAUGCCCUCCAGCCUGUGCCAAAUCAGGUUCCCAGCGAUGUAGCAUUGUCUCCUUCUGCUAGCACAGAGCCAGAAGUUAGCUCCAGUCAGCAGCACCCAAGCACAGCUCCCGCCAUCACCACAGAGCCAAUGGCACAGACAAUACCAGACCAAGAUGAGAGAGCUGCAGAACUGAGCAGAGAGCAAAAUGAGAAAACCAUACGCAGUACCCAGACAGCCCUCCGAAACUUCAGGGAGUUUCUCAUCUCUAAGUAUCCCUCGGAAACCCGGGAGAUCUACAUCAUUCCUUGCAAAGAGCUGGAUGCUUACUUAGCAUCGUUCUUUGUCGAUGCCCGACAGAAGGAUGGUUCAGAAUACGAGCCAAAUAGUUUGGCCAAUUACCAAUGUGGGCUGGAGAGGUAUCUCAAGGAGCACCGAUAUGGAUACAGCAUUACCAGGGACAAGGAAUUCAAGAGGUCUCAAGAAGCCCUGAAGCAGAAGCAGAUAGAGCUGAGGUGCAAAGGGAAAGGCAACAAGCCGCACAAGUCCAUGAAGCUUACCUUUGCAGAUGAGCUUAUCUUACGUAAGAGAGGCCUACUGAGCCGAUACAACCCCGAGGGACUGCUGAACCUCGUCUGGCUUAACAACACCAAGGCGUUUGGCCAUUGUACCGGCUUCCACGGCUCCACCCUCAAAUGGGGGGACAUUAGGCUUCGGGUGACAGAGACAGGGCUGGAAUAUUUGGAAUGGAUGGGUCAAGACAGCGGCGAUGGGAGCACCAAAACCAAGAGGACGGGCACGGACUCCAGAGUGUACGCAACGCAACACGCUCCACAGACCUGCCCCGUGCAAGACUACAAGGAGUACGCACAAAGGCGCCCCCCUGCAAUGCGAUAUGAGGACGCUCCUUUCUACUUGUCCAUCAAGCCGGUUGUUAACCUAGCUGCUCUUCAUUGGUACAAUUGCCAAGCCCUAGGUAAAAAUAAACUGGCCAAGAUGGUCAAGACGAUGUGCGAGAAGGGGAACAUUCCCGGUAGGAAGACCAACUUCAGUGUGUACCAGAGCUGCAGCACACUCUCCGAAGCUCAAAGCAACCAGCUGGUUCUGAUUUGCAACAACUUAAGCCAGCAGGCUGCUCAGUCCAUGGCGAGCCAUUCCGGCUCUGGCAACUUCAUCGUGUCUGCAUCUUAUGACUCUUCUUCAGACACGGCUUGAGAGGACUCGAGAUGGGAACAUGUUGUGUUUGAAGCUGUGGGUCUGUGCCUAGGGACACACAUCAGUUGUGAUUCUACACAGCUACCCUCCUGACUCACCUUUCCCCAGUGUUAAUUCACUUUAUUAAAACAAAUAAUAUAUAAAUAUAUAUAUAUAUAUUCUUUUUACAAAGACGUGAAUAGAAAUAGUUUAGUAUAACUUAUAUAGUAUUUAUAGUGCUGAUAUGGGGGGGGGGAAUGAAACCUACUUAUAGGGUGCUAAUAUAAUGGUAGAUUUUCAAAAGGGGAAAUAGUUUUCAGGCAUAUACAAGGCAGGCCAUAGUCUUUAGGCAGAAGCAAGCAACACUACGCACUUAAGUCAGUUGUAACACAGCCAUAUCUUGAGAAGACCCUCUGUGAAGACAACAUGGUUCACAAGUGGCAACUGAGCACUGGGGACAGCGUGCCCAAUAGUGGUGCCCCAGAGUGCUUUUCUGCACCUCCUGUUUAUUGCCUUUGAGCUUGUGCAGAAGAUGUUGUCAUUAAAUCAUGUCCAAAAUGCAUCACUUGCACCUAAACAUAUUUGGUUUUUAAAAAAAUAAUAACGAGUGUAUAUUCCCCUUGAUGCUUCAUGUCUUUUGAAAGUUUGCUGUUAAUAUGACAUGAAUUCAGUAUUGUGUGUGGAAGGAAGAGGGAUAAUUUUCUAUUUUCUUUCUUGCCGGCAAAUAUGGUUCUUUUCCAGCCUGAUUUAAGGGGGAGAGAAGGAACAAAGAAAAUGGGGUGCAGCUUACUGGAGCAUUUUCCCUCUAUUUUUCAUUUGCUCCUUGUGUCUCAGUUGUGCCAGCUUGUGGGGUGGGGAAGACAUGGUAAUGAUCAACAAAGUGAAAAAUAACAGUGGUGGUAAAAAAAAAAAAGGUAUAAUAUUUAUCCAUAUGCAAAAACAACUGUCAUGGCAAAAAACUAGACUGUUACACAAACAAACAAUCUUAACUUUCCCCAGCUGAAAACCAGUGUUUUAGCACUUUUGUGACAAGUCAUUUUUAAAAUAUAUAUAUACUGUCAAAGAUUCAGCUCUAGAUGCUACACCAAGCAGCCACAAUGCAAAACAGAAUUAUAAGGUUGCUUAAAUUGUGGCCAGCAUUUGUAUUUCCUUGAUAAAAUACAGCAAUAACAGCAAAAACAAUGCCCCCCCAUCUCCCAGAAACCAUGAAAAGCUGAGAGUACAGUUGCAAACCUCAUUUUGUUGUUGUUUUAAUGGGGGCGGGAUUUUUCUAGGGAAUCAACAUGAAAACAGAGAGACCUCCCUGCUCCACUAAGUUCCAAGCACACUUGUUGUGUGAUGCUCCAAAAUAAACACACAUGCUUUUUGGAGUCUUUGUCCUGGCUAGAUCUGGAGAGAGCUGGGCUUUCUUUUUCAAGGCUCAAGCACAGUUGUUCCCCAGCAGCAGGGUUUCCCUGCCAUACAGUAUAUCAAGGGUAGCCAAUGUGGGGCCCUCCAUAUGGUGUUGGGACUCCCAGACUGCAUCAUCGCCAGCCAGCAUGGCCAAUGACCAAGGAUGAUCAGAGUUUUAGUCUGGAAACAUCUUCCCAUUACACUGGAUACCUCUGCAAUACAGUCAUACCUGGGAAGUUGAAUGCCUUGCGACUCGAACGCUUUGGCUCCCGAACGCCGCAAACCCAGAAGCGAGUGUUCCAGUUUGCAAAUGCUCUUUGGAACCCAAAUGUCCAACGCA